Molecule: messenger RNA, 904 nt
Organism: Aspergillus welwitschiae
Lineage: Eukaryota; Fungi; Ascomycota; Eurotiomycetes; Eurotiales; Aspergillaceae
Exons: 1
Coding region: 184-516 (110 amino acids)
Source: RefSeq, a predicted model, not a curated record
GUCCAGGUGGGCCAAUCACAGGAUAAGGAAACUGAUGGCCCCAGCCAGGUGGGGCGUCCCCCAACUGUGGCGGUGCAAAGUGUAUCGGAACAGAACAUCCACUUGUUAACUCUUUUUCCGCACUCACCUGGCUGUGGUUGUUCAUAGUUGGGAUGCUUCCAGCAACGUCUAUCCCUGCAGUCAAUGAGCGAGGGGUCCAUUUCCCAGGCUUACAUGGCAUUUCUUUCUGGCCUCUGGGGUACCCAGCAGGGAUGCUGGAGUUCGAAUAUGGGAACACAAGGAAUGACUAACCUAGGUUCUAAAAGCAGACUUGCUAUCAAGGUUUCAGUAUCGCACUGCGACAUGAUUCAUGAAUAUGCAUUCAACAAGUCCACGUUGGCUUUAAUGAUGAAGUCAUCUGCGUGUUCGGAUGAAGGAAGUGGCAUUUAUAGGAGACUGUCUGAAUUAAGGGGUAAAGGUGUGACCACAGAUUGCGACAGCCGAACUAGAUACAUAACGUGGGAGGUCGGGAUUUGAUAACGCGUCCUGACGCACUUGGUUUAACCAGCGCGCUGACUAUCAACGACUGGUUGCAGAGGGAGAUAAAGAACGAGCUGUCGAAGCCCGUUAGUUGGCUCGACAGAAUCAAAAGGUGUUCAGCUCUUGACAAGGGUUACGGAAAAAUUUUAGCUCGUUCUAUUGAAUCGUGUGCACCAAAGGGAUAAGCGGAAACUAGGCGCUGGACGAGAAAGGAGCAAAUCGAUCUUCAUCUAUUUUAAUUAUAACAUGCUGUGAGUUUGUGGCGAUUGUCACUAAAGCUCAGCCAGCCAGCUACUAGUGCGUGAGAAAUGCGACCAUAGUAUCGAGAAGUAGCUGCUGCCUAUACUCCAUAGCUUUGAGGUAUUUACUACAAGUAGUAGCAGUA